Molecule: messenger RNA, 588 nt
Organism: Melanotaenia boesemani (Boeseman's rainbowfish)
Lineage: Eukaryota; Metazoa; Chordata; Actinopteri; Atheriniformes; Melanotaeniidae
Product: cytochrome c oxidase subunit 6A, mitochondrial
Exons: 3
Coding region: 49-381 (110 amino acids)
Biological process (GO): mitochondrial electron transport, cytochrome c to oxygen
Cellular component (GO): mitochondrial inner membrane
Molecular function (GO): enzyme regulator activity
Source: RefSeq, a predicted model, not a curated record
ACGUCUCGGUACAAAUUCCUUCCGGUCUCAACUUCUCACAGAAAGAAAAUGGCGGCUCUCGGACGCUUUUCUCAAUUAUUGUUGAGAUCUUCUCUGGCCCAGACUCGGCGCCAGCUUUCUGCUGUAGCCGAGCAUGGCGAGCACUCAGCUAAAACAUGGAAGAUCCUCACCUUCGUGGUUGCCCUGCCUGGUGUUGGGGUGUGCAUGCUGAACACGUUUUUGAAAGAGCAGCAGCAUAGCCAUGAGCAACCAGAGUUUGUCCCAUACCCCCACCUUCGCAUCCGUUCCAAGCGUUUUCCCUGGGGAGAUGGCAACAAAACACUCUUUCACAACCCACAUGUGAAUGCCCUUCCUGAUGGUUAUGAGGGGCACGACGAUUAAACUCUCCAGACCUCAUUUAAGCUCAAGUCUUUUAACAUUUUGUUACAGGACCACACUCGCAUUUUUCCAGUUUACCGUUUCCAGUUUUAUCUUGUUUACCUCUGUGCUCUUAACAUGCGGCACCUGAAACAAUAAUUCCACAGCUCUGGAUCAUUAGACAAAAUGUCAGCUUAAACUGAAUGAACAUAAAUAAAGUAACUAUUAUUA